AUGGUUUCGUAUGCGCAGAAGAGGGUGAAGGGCGUUACGGAUCUCGAAAGGAAGUUGAAUGAGAACGGCUACAGGGUGGGACAGAGAGCGCUCGAGUUAGUGACGAUCCGCGCCGCAGCAGGCCAACACCACCGUCGCGAAACCCGCGUCGUAAACGUCCUCCAAUUCAUACAAACACAGAUAUGGAAAGCGCUAUUCAACAAACCCGCUGAUGAUCUCCAGAAAUCCUCCGAGAACGAAGAUGAAUACAUGAUCAUCGACAACGACCCCCUCGUCAGCAAAUACAUCUCCGUACCAAAAGAUAUGGGGGAGUUCACUUGUGCAUCUUUCAUGGCGGGAAUUGUCGAAGCUGCCCUUGAUGGGUCACAAUUUCCAGCAAGAGUGACGGCACACACGGUGCCGCUGCCGCAGUUUCCGCAGAGGACGGUGAUAUUGGUGAAGUUGGAUCCGUUGGUGCUGGAGAGGGAGGGUUUUUUGAAAUAG
Saitoella complicata NRRL Y-17804 is the source of this 483-nucleotide messenger RNA. RefSeq names its product TRAPP I complex. The record is from RefSeq and is a predicted model, not a curated record. Gene Ontology annotation, cellular component: TRAPPIII protein complex; TRAPPI protein complex; TRAPPII protein complex. Lineage: Eukaryota; Fungi; Ascomycota; Saitoellomycetes; Saitoellales; Saitoellaceae. The coding region runs from base 1 to 483 and encodes 160 amino acids. The transcript is spliced from 4 exons. Gene Ontology annotation, biological process: endoplasmic reticulum to Golgi vesicle-mediated transport.